AUGGGGAUCUUUGGGACCUCAUCACCGUUUGACCAAGACGUCGAAAGAGCAACAAGUGAGAAUAACACUAGUGAAGAAUGGGGUCUGAUUCUGGAAAUUUGCGACCGUGCCGGUGCAAAUGCAACAAAUGCUCGUGACUGUUUGAGAGCAGUGAUGCGUCGGCUUGCUCAUCCCGACCCCCAUGUCCAAGUUCAUGCUGCAACUUUGCUGGAUGCCUGUGUGUCAAAUUGUGGCAAAUUGUUUCAUCUAGAGGUUGCAUCACGGGAGUUUGAAAUGGAGUUUAGAAGAUUACUUUCAAAAGCUCAACCUCCUGUCGCACAGAAGCUAAGAGCCUUAUUGAAAAAGUGGGCAGAAGGUGAAUUCAGGAAUGACUCUCAACUCGAUCUCAUACCAUCUCUUCAUAACAAAUUAUGCAGUGAGGCAGGGGAGAAGACAAUAGCGCCCACUGUUGAAACUCAGCAAUCAGCUAAAGAUGCGGCGGCCCAACGCGAACAGGAAGACUUAGCUCGUGCUAUCGCCCUCUCACUUCGCGAGGCAAACGCAACAGCGGCACCUGCUAACUCCUCUACCACGGCCAAGACAACGCUGUACCCUCGCAUGGAGCCGACAGUUGAGCCACCUCCCGCUAGGAAAGUCCGUGCGCUGUACGACUUCGAAGCAGCUGAAGAUAAUGAGCUCACGUUUGUUGCGGGGGAAAUUGUACAUGUGACGGAUUCUAGCGACCCUAAUUGGUGGAAGGGUUACAAUGAACGCGGAGAGGGGCUUUUUCCAGCCAACUUUGUUACUUCUGAUCUCACGGAACCAGCUCCUGAAAGCGAAGCAACGGCUGCGCCAGCGGCAUCUAGUGGUAAAACAGUGCAAUUCGCCCCUGAAAUCCCCCUUCGUAUCGACGAAUCUUGUAUGGACGAAGCACUCGCUUUGCUUCACGAAGCCGAUCCCACGGGAGAAACGGCAGAUGAUCCCAGGCUCUGUGAACUCGAAGCCAGGGUAUAUGCUAUGGGGCCCCUUGUAGACGCGGCACUGGAGAAAGCUGAUAGACGUCACGCUCGAUUAACCCAGUUGAGUGCUGACCUGGUGGAUGCCCUAAAUCUGUACCACGAGCUAAUGCGUGAUCCGAAGCCGAUGUACGCACCGCAAUAUAUGCCGGUGCCCAUGGGCGUGCCUCCCGUUAUGCCACCAGCGCAGAUGCCACAACAUCCUCAACACCCACACAUGGGUCCGCAGCCCCAGCCUCAACCACCUAGAUGCUGA
Leptosia nina is the source of this 1251-nucleotide messenger RNA. The record is from the annotation of a GenBank genome assembly. NCBI's taxonomy places the organism in Eukaryota, Metazoa, Arthropoda, Insecta, Lepidoptera, Pieridae.